Messenger RNA from Macrobrachium nipponense, 2946 nucleotides. RefSeq lists its product as uncharacterized. Gene Ontology annotation, biological process: monoatomic ion transmembrane transport; regulation of membrane potential; signal transduction. The transcript has 15 exons. Lineage: Eukaryota; Metazoa; Arthropoda; Malacostraca; Decapoda; Palaemonidae. Gene Ontology annotation, molecular function: extracellular ligand-gated monoatomic ion channel activity; neurotransmitter receptor activity; transmembrane signaling receptor activity. Gene Ontology annotation, cellular component: neuron projection; plasma membrane; synapse. The record is from RefSeq and is a predicted model, not a curated record. Bases 1 to 2697 code for a protein of 898 amino acids.
AUGAAGACUGACGAGAUCGUCAGAGCAGUGGCCGUGGGCAUCUUCUGUCUCGUCCAGUCAGCGGACAACAUCAGGGUCCUGAACUUUAAUCCUGACGGUCGCCAGAGAGGCGACACUUGGAUUCGGUACAACGUGACGGUGGACUUACCUCGGGAUUACACCCUGUGCGUCCACUUCAACAUCAAAGUCUUCAGGAUUCUCACGGCCGUCAUAUACCUCUUCAACGCCAGAGAUCAAGACGACGACCCGAUAUCCUUCGAGGUCUACUUCGAGAAGAUAAGGACGAAAUAUGGUGGCUAUGGACGAUUCUAUCCCCUGCCGAGCAACUUGGCCACCAACAAGUGGUAUCAUUACUGCCAGGUCCGUGACAUGAAAAACGGGGAGGGGAAGGUGUACCUAGAUGGCCAACUCAUCAUCCAGGACAAGGCCAAUUUCGAGACGAAGUUUGAGCCCAGAGAAAUCUUCAUAGGGCAAGAUGAAUACCAGCCGAGGAACUCCCUCAGCGGGAAACUCAGCCAAGUCAACGUCUGGGGCGAGGCUCUUUCUCCCGAGAUGAUAUCGCAGCUGGCGGAGUGCGAGAUCGACCAGGAAGGGAAUAUCGUCCGAUGGUCGGGCAUCUGGGAGCUUAACAACGUCGAACAAGAGGACAUCCCUUUCGAUGACCUCUGCAGAUCUGUUUCCCACGGCGCAGUGACGGUUCUCCUCCCUCUCCUGAAGUUCCAUGAGGCCGUCCGCGUCUGCAGGGGCGUCAAGGGACUCAUCGGCGUCCCUUGGAACACGAAGGAUGUGCAAAAGGAGUUGGCGUACUUCAAGAAUAACGAGGACUGCGAAAGGCAGUGGGCGGGCAUCACUGACGAGGAUCUGGAGGGCGUUUGGUAUGAACCUUUCACGGGCAAGUCCUACAACACAAGCGAGAUCUUCUUCCGACGGAACAACCCCGACGGCGACAAGUACCAGAACUGCAUCCGUAUGAACGAGAAGGGUCUGGAGGACACGGACUGCCAAGUACGAAGUUGCUCCGCCUGUCACACUGCCGCUGGAACGACCUGGACCCUGAGGGGAAUCUGCGAAGACGAGGAGAGAAUGUAUUACCUAGACCUGAUCCCUGACCCUCUGGCGUUCCGUGGAUACGGCGAGUACUUCAUAGAGCAGACCAAUGACAGCAAAUGGACUUGGUCUAACACCGUGACUAAUGUCACCAUAGCCACCCUCCACGCCAAGGAUCUCAACUACCCCAUUGGGAGACGCACCUGGGCAAUUCAGUCCGAGGUAUGCGGUGAAAGCAAAGGCGUACGCGAGCUGACGCUCUCGGCUUGCACCAAAUCGGAAUUCACCUGCACCGACGGUUCCUGUAUCCCUUUCAUCAAGAGAUGCGACCUAAAAUUCGACUGCGAGGACAAAACGGACGAGAGUUUCUGCCAAAUCGUCAACUUCCCCGAGGAUUAUAGGUCUAAGCUGCCUCCUAGACCAGCAUCCAACGAAGCCCUCGCCCUCAGCAUCAAUUUCACGAUGGACACACUGAACGUCGACACGCAGACUAUGAUGAUGUCCGCCAGCUACAACCUGCGAAUCACCUGGUUCGACAAUAGACUCACGUACAACAACCUCAAGGUGCUCACGAGACUGAACACACUAUCCUUGGAGCAAGUGGACAACCUCUGGCGACCCAAAAUCGGCUUCAUCAACACGGACGACAUCCAGAACACGGCCGUGGACCAAGACGCCGUGACGACGGUGCUCCGGCACCAUUCGCAGUACACCCCGGACCUCUCGAAUCCUUACGAGGUCGAGAUCUACCGAGGCGACACCAACCCUAUUUCGACGACGAGGAAGUACUUCACCAUCUACACCUGCAACUUCGACCUGGUCCUGUAUCCCUUCGAUAUCCAGAAAUGCGUCCUACAGCUUCAGAUCCUAUCGGCGUCGACGGAGUACCUCGUCUUCGACUCGACAGAUUCUUACGUCGAGUACCUGGGCCCCAGACACCUCGUCGAGUACGGAAUCGGCACCAUCAACCUCAGUGUGGAGAACUUCACCCAGUACAGCAUGCUCAAGGUCGAGGUCGAACUGGUGAGGCGCUAUGGCUACGCGAUGCUGAACAUCUACAUUCCGUCUUUUACUCUUUUGGUCAUCAGUUACAUCACGCUUUUCUUCCGGCCUUCCAUAUUUGAUGCUCGAGUCAUGACAGCCCUGACAUCCUUACUGGUCUUGGCCACGCUCUUCACACAAGUCUCCGCCUCCCUCCCUAAGACGUCCUACUUCAAGGUCGUCGACAUAUGGCUGCUCUUCUGCAUCCUGCUGAUCUUCGUCAUCAUCCUCUUCCACACGGUGAUCGACCUCAAGAUCGAGUACCCGGACGGGUGGGCGCCCUCAGAAGCCGUCGUGCCCAAUUUUCGCACCAGCAAGGACUCUGGAGUCGGAGGUAUCGACGCUGGGAAGAGAAUCGGAGGAUCCCCGAGCGUAAAGAAUGUCGUUACGACCGUUAAAGUCCACCCCGUCGAAGUAGACGGUUAUUUCGACGAGCCCGAGGGCAAGGGCGGCUUCGACUUCUUCAGGUUGAAGCUGCCUAGGCUCAGGAAUGACGCCGAUACGUAUAUCCUUGCCUCAAAGUGGAUCGUGACGAUUAUUUUCAUGGUUUUUAACUCGAUCUACUGGGGGACUUUAGCCCUAGGCUCAGGGUUGGUUUAUUACGUUUGAUAAACCAACGAGAUUCACGUUAGACCUACUAGGGGUCAGGUUUGCUUCACUAGGGAACGUUAGAUUAACCUAAGCUGAGGUUUGGUUUUAUUAUAAUGUGAUAAACCAACGAGAUUUACUACUAGGGAACAUUAGGCCUAGGCCCAGGUUUGACGUAAAUAAAGGUUUGACUAUGUAAAGGGUUCUGCUAUAGGCCUAAACACAAUGUAUACACAGGAAACCAUCUUAAUUAUCAUUAAAAUUAACAAU